This is a messenger RNA of Lactuca saligna, 1970 nucleotides long. Lineage: Eukaryota; Viridiplantae; Streptophyta; Magnoliopsida; Asterales; Asteraceae. The record is from the annotation of a GenBank genome assembly.
UGUUAUUUUUGUGAGGAUUCCAAAAAUACCUUUGUUUUCACGAGCGUUUGUAGUUAUGGCCCACCAUUCUAAAUGCUAAUUUGAAAUAGGGUUUCGAAUUCGAUUGAGAACACACAAAGGAUCCCCAAAAAGAGUUCAUUAUCAAACAGUGAACUCGUACAAACCCUAACCAUCAUAUCUCUCACAGAAACAUAUACCCACUUCAAUCAAGUCAGCAAGAAUUUACAGUCUCUCUCUCGACUUCGCUAGAGUGUGGAGUAUCAUAAGACUAUGGCGACAGAAACUUCUAGAUCUUCAAGUUCAUCGGCAGAUUCAUACAUUGGAAGCUUAAUUAGCUUGACUUCCAAGAGUGAAAUUAGAUACGAGGGCAUUUUGUAUAAUAUCAACACCGAGGAAUCCUCCAUCGGAUUGACCAACGUAAGAUCGUUUGGAACUGAAGGGCGAAAAAAAGAUGGCCCACAACUCAUGCCCAGUGACAAGGUUUAUGAGUACAUAUUAUUUCGUGGAAGUGAUAUCAAGGAUCUUCAGGUGAAAUCAUCUCAACCUGUUCAACCCACACAAUCCAUAAACAGUGAUCCUGCGAUAAUUCAGUCACAUUAUCCUCGGCCACCUACAACAUCUUCAACCGCGGGUGGUCCCACCACCAACAAUCUUGGUCAACCCGGGUCAACAUAUCCUUUAUAUCAACCCGGUGGAAAUAUCGGGUCGUGGGCCCCAUCACCAUCACCACUACCUCCAAACCCAAACACUUCCGGGCCCACAAUGCCAAUGUACUGGCCAGGAUACUACGCCCCACCACCACAGUUACACCAACAAUCACUCCCUCGACCACCACAAGGGUUACCAAUGCCGCCUUCACUACAAUACCCCACUUUCAAUCCACCACCCGCGUCAUCUGAACCCCCAAAUUUCCCAGAAUACCCUUCUCCUUUAUUGCCAACAUCAUCCAGUUUCACUGGAUCUCUGCCUUCUUUGAUGCAUAACAAAACUCCUAACCCUUCCGCUCCACCGCUGCCAGGUGGCAGUGUCACCAUGCAACCACCGCCAGCUGUCACCAGUGAUGUGCUUUCAGGUGCAAAGUUUCCUUUUCAGGGGAUGUCUCAGGCGAUGGGUGGGCCAACUGAACCACCUACACCAUUGCUGGUGACGCCAGGUCAGCUUCUGCAGUCUGUCCCUACUACUGUUUCCCCGCCACCUGUACAUGAUGAUGUGGAAGUUGUUCCGGUGUCGUCGAUGACAUCAUCAUCAUCAUCACCACCACCACCACCACUGUCUGUUCCUGUUUCAGUGCCGGAAGCUCAGCCUCCAAUUCUGCCAUUACCAACUCAAUCUCAAAUUGCUCAAAAGCCUAAUGGAUCAAGUUACCAGAAUCGCCAUAAUUACAAUUACAGAGGGCGUGAAAGAGGCAGAGGAUCAGGGGGGUCACGACCAGUGAUGAAAUUUACUGAGGAGUUUGAUUUUAAUGCAAUGAAUGAGAAAUUCAACAAGGAUGAAGUGUGGGGUACGUUGGGAAAAACCAACAGAUCUGGUUCAAAGGAGAAAGAUGGAAAUGUUACUGAUGAGGAAGAAUCAGAAGAGGAAACCGAUCCCAACUUACCUAAAGUUGAAGUCAAGCCUGUUUAUAGCAAGGACGACUUUUUCGAUUCGUUAUCCAGCAACUCACUCGAUCGUCAAUCGAACUACGGAAGGACUAGAUUCUCUGAACAAAUGAAACUAGAUACAGAGACAUUUGGAGAAUUUUCUAGGUACAGAGGGGGUGGAAGGGGUGGGCGUGGGCCCUACCGUGGAGGGCGUGGGCGAGGUGGCGGCGGCGGUUAUUAUGGAAGAGGGUACGGGUAUGUUGGGCGGGGUCGCGAAAGUACAUACCAAAUGGUCCCGACUGAUAAGGGAAGCGUCAAUGGAUUAGAUUAGAUGGAAUUAUAAAGUGAGAAUAUGCUUUCCAUAUGAUGACCCAAUCACGAAUUAUUUAU